GCCCCCCAGGCGCCCGACGUGGACGCGGCCGCUGCCGCCGCCGCCGCCACCACCGCCGCCGCCACCACCGCCGCCGCCGCGCGGGAGUCGCUGUCCGCGGAGCCGAUAUGCAGGCGGCGCGGGGCGGCGCGGGGCGGCCGGGCCGGGAGGGCCGCGGGCUGGAGCGUGAGUGCGAGCGGUCACCGGGCCCAGGAGUCGCCAUGCCCCCAGGGCCGUGCGCCUGGCCGCCCCGCGCCGCGCUCCGCCUGUGGCUAGGCUGCGUCUGCUUCGCGCUGGUGCAGGCGGACAGCCCCUCAGCCCCUGUGAACGUGACCGUCCGGCACCUCAAGGCCAACUCUGCCGUGGUCAGCUGGGAUGUCCUGGAGGAUGAAGUGGUCAUUGGCUUUGCCAUCUCUCAGCAGAAGAAGGAUGUGCGGAUGCUCCGGUUCAUUCAGGAGGUGAACACCACCACCCGGUCCUGCGCUCUCUGGGACCUGGAGGAGGACACAGAAUAUAUCGUCCAUGUGCAGGCCAUCUCCAUCCAGGGACAGAGCCCAGCCAGUGAGCCUGUGCUCUUCAAGACCCCACGCGAGGCUGAAAAGAUGGCCUCAAAGAACAAAGAUGAGGUGACCAUGAAGGAGAUGGGGAGGAACCAGCAGCUGCGAACGGGGGAGGUGCUGAUCAUUGUUGUGGUCCUCUUCAUGUGGGCAGCUCUCUUCUGCCGCCAGUAUGAUAUCAUCAAGGACAACGAGCCCAAUAACAACAAGGAGAAAACCAAGAGCGCAUCAGAAACCAGCACACCGGAGCAUCAGGGUGGGGGUCUCCUCCGCAGCAAGAUAUGAUGACACAUUUACAGUGCUUGCUCUGAGCAGCUCAGAAGACAGUAGAGAAUGCGAGAGGACCUUCUGACGGUGAUUGUCCAACAUGCAUCUGGCCCGCUCUGCGGCUCCUCCCACCUCCAUCUUCUCCUAUCAUCGGGCUUAUUAUCCUCUCUCUUGGCUUCUCUCUUUCUGAUAUCAGUUCCUGAAGCCUCUCACUAACCCCUAGCUCCAGGAGUACCUCAGCAAUGUCCAUGGCUGAAGCUACACCCAGAGACAGAGCUGCAGAAUGAGAGAGACCCAGCCGGAGGGAUGCCAUUGCUGCGGGGUAGACUGAGUGCCAAGGCUCUUGGCACAGGACUCACAUCUGGGCCACUCAGCUUGACCGAAGGCUGUGUGUGAAAGGGGAGAAAGACGAGACUUCCAGGCAGGGCUAUUCUUUUUAUUUCUGCGAGGGACAAGAGUCUGGCUUUUAAGCUGCAGCCCCGCUGUUCCUUUUCUCCUCUGUCCCAUUUCCUACCUUACAUGAAAUCCAUUCAACCGGCUCUGGACACUUCUCUUAUCUGUUCCCUUCCUGGUUUCCAAAGAAGCCCUCUGUGAACAUCAUCAAAGCAUGGGUACCCCCAUCUGCAAGGGAUGGGCUUCAUCCUCCGCUAGUCCCUGUGUCCUUCCUGGGCACGGGGUGAGAGCUGUAGAAGCGGUGGGGGCACAGCUAGCCACAGUUUUUCCUUUUCCCUACCUUAGUCUGACAGAGGAGGUUGAACUACAAACCCAAAUUCUGCAAAAAAAAAAAAAAAAAAAAAAAAAAAAAAAUCAAAUAAGCCACAAAGCUAAAAGACUGCGCCCCAUUCUGAAGAAGGCACAAGUACAUGGGAGAGUCCUGCCUUACUUCUCCUGGACUGGCUUCCUCUUUGAGAAAAUGCACAAAGCUCUGGGAGAAAGCAGCUACCAAGACUAUCUGGAACUGUGUCUGUCAGACCAAUGGUACCAGGGAGGCUGCAGUGCUGCCAGCUUUUCAAGGGUCCUGACUCUGUCAGACACUUUCUGGAUUCAGCCACUAAGGACAUCUGUGGUACAAGGUGCACCUUUGCAAAUGUGUAUGAUGCCAGUUGUUUGGACUCUUGGAAAACACCACUGGAGGGCUUUGCUCCAGAAUGCAGACCGCUCUGCCAAGGCCUCCAUGUCUGCUUGCAUCUAGCUUGCACAAAGAUAGAUCUUUGUGGUGAGAUCAUCUGUGUGGAGUUUUAAGAAGCUCUGGAAGAAGGUACUGCCCGCGUUUAAAGGAAGUGCCUUGGCUGGGGCAGCAGUGUCAGCUUGGAUAACUGAAAACACCUACAUCCUACAGCAUAAAGAACUGCUGAGCGAGCUACUGGAAAGCCGUUUACACCAGACAGGCAGAGAGCAGAGAGCAGCCACUGUCACUAUCUUGCCAUCUCAUUCAGGGUCCUCUGAAAGUUACCCAGGGCUCUCAUCUACUUCCCUAGAGCUUGCAGUGUAAAGUGACAGCUAGUGUGCUCCCUCUCUCCCUCCCUCCCCCUCCUCUCCUCUGCCCCUUACUGGUUUAAAAAAAAAAAGGUGCUUGAUGUGGCAGCAGACUUCUUGGAGACUGAAGCACAGUGGCUGCCAGACGCCUGCACUGGAAAGGCGAACGAACUCUGUAUCUUCCAUCGGUGGCCAAGGGAGUGUGGGUGGCUGUUCCCAGCACAUAGUAGGUGCUUGGUAAAAUAUCUGUGGUACUGAAUGUUGAGCACAGGUGCCCAAGUCAGAGAGCUGAAAGCCAUCACCCAAUGACUGCCCCUUCAUUCGGGUCUCUAACAGCUCUCCAAGCUGGGUCAGCCACCACUGUGCUCGCUCCAACUGCGGGUAGCACAGGAGAGGAGGGACGGAUAAGGGCAGAUGUCAGCAAUACUAAGGGCUUCCUCCUGGGAGGGAAUGAGGUUCCACUCAUUGUCUCGUGACUUCCAUCCCUGCUGAACGGGGCUGCAAGGCCAAGGCUCCUUAAGGGAGGUCCUUACCUCCAAUCCAGUUAGAGCAAUAACCACUUUUUAAAUGUAAAAUAAAGACAAAUGAAAAGGCA
Mus musculus (house mouse) is the source of this 2874-nucleotide messenger RNA. It is a transcript of the gene Fndc5, whose product is annotated as fibronectin type III domain containing 5. The transcript has 6 exons. Gene Ontology annotation, cellular component: plasma membrane; extracellular region; peroxisomal membrane. NCBI's taxonomy places the organism in Eukaryota, Metazoa, Chordata, Mammalia, Rodentia, Muridae. The record is from RefSeq and is a predicted model, not a curated record. The coding region runs from base 108 to 821 and encodes 237 amino acids.